Molecule: messenger RNA, 1125 nt
Organism: Otolemur garnettii (small-eared galago)
Lineage: Eukaryota; Metazoa; Chordata; Mammalia; Primates; Galagidae
Gene: LPAR5
Product: lysophosphatidic acid receptor 5
Exons: 1
Coding region: 1-1125 (374 amino acids)
Biological process (GO): behavioral response to pain; G protein-coupled receptor signaling pathway
Cellular component (GO): membrane
Molecular function (GO): G protein-coupled receptor activity
Source: RefSeq, a predicted model, not a curated record
AUGUUGGCCAACUCCUCAGCCAACAUCUCGUCUACUAAUAGCCCUGUUCUACAGUGUCCUGACUACCGGUUCACCCAUCAGCUGCACAUGGUGGUCUACAGCCUGGUGCUGAUUGCUGGACUUCCCCUCAACACACUGGCACUCUGGGUCUUCCUGCGCGCACUGCGUGUGCACUCGGUGGUGAGUGUAUACAUGUGCAACCUGGCGGCCAGCGACCUUCUCUUCACCCUGUCGCUGCCCGUACGCGUCUCCUACUACGCACUGCACUACUGGCCCUUCCCAGACCUCUUGUGCCAGACGGCAGGUGCCAUCUUCCAGAUGAACAUGUACGGCAGCUGCAUCUUCCUCAUGCUCAUCAACAUGGACCGCUACGCCGCCAUCGUGCACCCGCUGCGGCUGCGCCACCUGCGGCAUCCCCGAGUGGCGCGGCUGCUCUGCCUCGGCGUGUGGGCGCUCAUCUUGGUGUUCGCUGUGCCCAUCACUUUCGUGCACAGGCCGUCGCUCUGCAGCUACAAUGGCCGCAAGGUGCGCCUGUGCUUUGAGAGCUUCAGCGACGAGCUGUGGAAGGGCAGACUGCUGCCACUCGUGCUGCUGGCCGAGACGCUGGGCUUCCUGCUACCCCUGGUGGCCGUGGUCUACUCGUCGAGCCGGGUCUUCUGGACGCUCGCGCGGCCAGACGCCACGCGGAGCCAGCGGCAGCGGAAGACCGUGCGCCUCCUGCUGGCCAGCCUCGUCAUCUUCCUGCUAUGCUUCGUGCCCUACAACGCCACGCUAGCGGUCUACGGACUGCUGCGGGGCAAACUGGUGGUGGCGAGCCACGAGGCCCGCGAUCGAGUGCGCGGGGUUCUUAUGGUGAUGGUGCUGCUGGCCGGCGCCAACUGCGUGCUGGAUCCGCUGGUGUACUACUUUAGCGCUGAGGGUUUCCGCAAUACCCUGAGCUGCCUGGGCACUGCGCUCCAAACCAGGAGCUUGGUGACCAAUAGGGCGCGGGGGGCGCACGUGCUCACCCAACAGCCUGUUGAGACUAUCCAUGCCACUAAGUUGGAUGCUGCCAGUCAAGGGCUGCUCCAGUCCUCCAGCUCGGGAACGCCCUCCACUCAGUGCCUUCAAGAUUCGGCCCUCUGA